Messenger RNA from Mesitornis unicolor (brown roatelo), 1577 nucleotides. RefSeq names its product protein argonaute-2. The record is from RefSeq and is a predicted model, not a curated record. NCBI's taxonomy places the organism in Eukaryota, Metazoa, Chordata, Aves, Mesitornithiformes, Mesitornithidae. The annotation marks the transcript as partial. The transcript is spliced from 9 exons. Gene Ontology annotation, molecular function: nucleic acid binding.
AAUAAAGCAAUUGCUACCCCAGUUCAAGGAGUCUGGGACAUGAGGAAUAAACAGUUUCACACUGGAAUUGAAAUAAAGGUUUGGGCCAUUGCGUGCUUUGCUCCCCAGCGCCAAUGCACUGAAGUUCAUCUGAAGUCCUUCACAGAACAGCUGAGGAAGAUUUCCAGAGAUGCAGUUUGGGGGCAGCCGUGCUUCUGUAAAUACGCGCAGGGAGCCGACAGCGUGGAGCCCAUGUUCAGACACCUCAAGAACACCUACACUGGGCUGCAGCUGGUCGUGGUGAUUCUGCCAGGGAAAACACCAGUCUAUGCGGAGGUGAAGCGCGUUGGCGACACGGUGCUGGGCAUGGCUACGCAGUGCGUUCAGAUGAAAAAUGUGCAAAGAACAACACCGCAAACUCUGUCCAACCUUUGCUUGAAAAUAAAUGUCAAACUAGGAGGCGUAAAUAAUAUUUUGCUGCCCCAGGGAAGACCACCAGUGUUCCAGCAGCCCGUGAUAUUCCUGGGUGCAGAUGUAACCCAUCCGCCAGCCGGAGACGGCAAGAAGCCGUCCAUCGCUGCAGUUGUAGGAAGCAUGGAUGCUCACCCCAAUCGCUACUGCGCCACUGUUCGGGUCCAGCAGCACCGCCAAGAAAUCAUCCAAGAUUUGGCUGCCAUGGUCAGGGAGUUGCUCAUUCAGUUCUACAAAUCGACCAGAUUUAAACCGACUCGAAUAAUCUUCUACAGAGACGGCGUUUCUGAGGGGCAGUUUCAACAGGUUCUCCAUCACGAAUUGCUGGCCAUCAGAGAAGCGUGCAUUAAACUGGAAAAGGAUUACCAGCCUGGGAUUACGUUUAUAGUUGUGCAGAAGAGGCACCACACCAGACUCUUCUGCACGGAUAAAAACGAGCGGGUUGGCAAGAGUGGGAACAUUCCAGCUGGUACCACAGUGGACACAAAAAUCACCCAUCCCUCCGAGUUUGACUUCUACCUGUGCAGUCACGCUGGUAUUCAGGGAACAAGCAGACCUUCUCACUACCAUGUCCUCUGGGAUGACAAUCGUUUCUCUUCGGAUGAGCUGCAGAUCCUUACCUACCAGCUGUGUCAUACGUAUGUACGCUGCACUCGCUCAGUUUCCAUCCCCGCGCCAGCGUAUUACGCACACCUGGUUGCCUUCAGAGCCAGGUACCAUCUGGUGGAUAAAGAACACGACAGUGCUGAAGGAAGCCACACUUCAGGUCAGAGUAAUGGCAGAGAUCAUCAAGCACUUGCUAAAGCAGUUCAAGUUCAUCAGGACACCUUGCGCACUAUGUACUUUGCUUGACAUGUUUUAAUGUUUAGCGCCUCAGUACAAAUUCCGAGUUGGAUUCACACGAGACCAGCUGCACUUAGACCAACACUUGCCCGAGCUCCAGUGACAGCCAGCAAUGAGUGAUGCAUCUUGAAUUUCUUUCUUUCUUUUCCCAUUGGCAAGAAAGCUUUCCGUCCAGAAUUUCAGACUUGAUUACGAACUGCAUUCUCGUACCAAACCCCGCUAGUGUUGCAAAUGUGGUUUGCCAAAAAAAAAAAAUCUCUUAAGCUGCUUGGUAUAAACCAGAC